This is a messenger RNA of Setaria italica (foxtail millet), 666 nucleotides long. RefSeq names its product glutathione S-transferase T3-like. The coding region runs from base 1 to 666 and encodes 221 amino acids. Lineage: Eukaryota; Viridiplantae; Streptophyta; Magnoliopsida; Poales; Poaceae. The transcript has a single exon. The record is from RefSeq and is a predicted model, not a curated record.
AUGGAUGAUUAUAUUAAUACCUUCAACGAUGCAUCAGUUGGUAUUUCUGGAGAAGAUCUUGUUGAUGCAGCACAGAGUGUUGGUUGUGGAGGAUAUUCUGAUUCUUCCAUGAGUACCUCUGCUACCCCACCCCCUGGACGGCGCAAGGUGGCGGCAACUAGGAACAAGCAGACCAACUUCUCAGCAUAUGAAGAUAAUAUGCUUUGCAAAUCUUGGCUGGAGAUCAGCUGCGAUCCUAUCAUCAACACCGGCCAGACGAGGGAAUCCUUUUGGGUUCGUGUGGUCAACAGAUACAACUCAAAAUGCAACACCUAUCCAGAGAGGACACAGAAAUCAAUUACGAGUCGUUGGGAUCACAUCAAGGCCGAAGUGAGCAAAUUCUCUGGAUACAUGGCUGAGAUGAUUCGCUCCAAUCCUAGUGGCAUGUUGGAUACAGAUAAGUCUGUGGCUGCUGCUGCUGAUUUUGUAGCCAUAGAAAAAUAUAAUUUCACCCUCAUGCACUGUUGGCAAAUCUUGAAGGAUGAGCCCAAAUGGAUGGAGCUCAAAAGAAAAAUGGACACCCCUCAAAAUAGUGCUUCCAGGGAAAAUGUCCUCACCAGUGAACAACGCAACAUUUUGGAUCUUGAUCCUGAUGAUUCCUCACCAGCUAGCUCGACAGGAAAAUGA